Leptosia nina is the source of this 2532-nucleotide messenger RNA. NCBI's taxonomy places the organism in Eukaryota, Metazoa, Arthropoda, Insecta, Lepidoptera, Pieridae. The record is from the annotation of a GenBank genome assembly.
AUGUCAAUUACCUGCUAUUAUCAGAACGUUAGAGGUCUAAACUCAAAAACAGCUACUUUUAGGUUAAAUGUCUUAAACUGUAAUUAUGAUAUUAUAAUUUUAUCUGAAACCUGGCUUAACGCUAGUGUCUACAACUCUGAGAUCUUCGAUGACAGAUACAAUGUUUAUCGGCGGGAUCGUUCCUCUUCAACACACUCAAAACAUAAAACAACUGGAGGCGGCGUCCUGAUAGCUGUAUUAAAAACCUUACCAUCACAGAGACUAAACAGUUUUGAAAGUGACUGCGAAGAUCUUUGGGUCUCAAUAAAAACUUCUAGAGGCAGUAAAUCUAUAAAUCUGAACAUUUGUGCUAUCUACAUUUCACCCCCUGUAAAACGAACUAUAUUAGAAACCUUUAUAGACAAAGCAACUGAAUCCUUGGAACAAAUUAUGUUGCAAAAUUGUAAUUCUACUUUCAUUGUAGGCGACUUCAAUCUUGGUGGUAUCAAGUGGUUUUCAGAAUCUAACAAACAUAAGGUGACUAAUAAAGGAAACAACCUCUUUAAAACAUUUAUAGAUUUUACUCACCUUAAUGGACUCAACCAGCUUAAUAAUAUAAGUAAUGUUAAGGGCAAUAUCCUUGAUCUUGUUCUGACCACAGAGACUAACUUGAGUGCUGUCAAUGAAAGUCAAUUUCCACUCAGUAUCAUCGACUCCUAUCAUCCUCCUCUCAUCAUAGAUAUCCCCAUCCCUCUACUGCAUACACCUCCCAUAUUAUGCAAAAGCAAAACCGUCAAGCCAAACUUUCGCAAAUGUGACUACACACUUAUUGAAGCAGCUCUUGAUAAUAUUAAAUGGCUCGAUGAAUUCCAUGCAUGCCCUGACGUCAAUAAAAUGAUUAACCGCUUUUAUCAAAUACUAAAUAACAUUAUUUCCGAGUAUGUACCGAAAUCACAAAGACGUAGCGCCAGAUAUCCUGUUUGGUUCACGCCGGCUGCAAUACGAAUGAUAAAAGCCAAAUAUAAAUGCCAUAAAAAAAUUAAAACCUGGAAUAAUCCAAUUGAUAGGGUUGAAUUUCAAUACUUAAGGAAAGAUUGCUUUAAACUUCUAGCUGAAUGCCAUAGUAACUACCUAUCAUCUAUUGAAUAUAAAAUUGGCCAAAAUCCUAAAUAUUUCUGGACUUACCUGAAAAAUCUUCGCAAAAACCGUAGUAGUUACCCGCAGACUAUGUCUCUUGAAUCUACAGUAGCCACGAAUAAUCAAGAAAUCUGCGAUUUGUUUGCAAGUCACUUCUCGUCAGUCUAUCAGGGCGUAACAUGUUCUACCUCUACUAACUCUUCCGAACCCCAAACCUACGUUGGCAAUAUCUUCCUCUCGAAUGGUGACGUUGAGAAGAAACUAAAAAGACUUGACUGCACCAAGGGCGCAGGUCCCGACAAUAUCCCUGCAAUCUUCCUCUACGAUUUAAAAUUAGCUCGCGUUAUAAGGAACGAGAACGAUGCUGAUCUGCUACAGAGUGACCUUAAUGCUCUAUCAGUUUGGUGAAUCGUGACGACGACCCGCGUGACGCACGCGACUCCGGCAGCUGCGUACGCGCACUCCGCUGACCGGAAGUGGGAGGCCGACGCAGACCUGCCAAAGCACGGCCUUCGCUGUGACGACAUCGCCACGCAGCUGGUCAGGGGGCGCGUGGGCAGUCGAAUUGAUGUAGUUCUAGGCGGCGGCAGAAAGAACUUCUUCCCGAGAUCAGAAAAAGACUUCAACGGCCGUCUCGGGUACAGGCGGGACAAAAAGAAUUUAAUUAGGGAAUGGCUUCUUUCGAAGGAAUCUUUCGGAUACACUCCCAAAUACGUGUACAAUAGGAAAGAUUUACUAUCGCUGGAUGUGGAAAAAUACAACAGUGUUCUGGGGCUGUUCUCUUACGACCAUAUGCCGUACCACCUGGAGGCGGAGGAAGAAGAUCCAACUCUGAGUGAAAUGACUCAAAAGGCUAUUAAUAUUUUGUCAAGAAAUAACAGCGGUUACUUCCUCUUUAUUGAAGGUGGAAGAAUAGACACGGCUCACCAUGAAACAAAAGCUCGUAAAGCCCUGGACGAGACAGCGGAGCUAGCGAAGGCAGUGGAGGCAGCUCUUAGACUAGUCAACACAGAUGACACUCUAGUACUUGUGACGUCAGACCACAGUCAUACUAUGACUUACAGUGGGUACAGCGAGCGCGGCGCUGAUAUUUUGGGGCUUGGGACUAAGUUUAACGCUUCCGAUGAUAUGCCAUACACAACGCUUAGUUACGCCAACGGACCAGGAUAUAAGCCUCAUCAAGAUUUCAAGAGGCAUAAUGUUAUGUUGGACGAUUUAAACAAUUUGAACUACACCUUCCCAUCUUUGGUUCCAAUGAACCGGGAGACACAUGGUGGCGAAGAUGUGGCUGUCUUUGCAACUGGACCUUGGGCACAUCUCUUCAGUGGAAAUUAUGAACAAAACUUUAUACCACAUGCAAUCGCUUACGCGUCGUGUAUAGGAAACGGUCUCACUGUUUGUUCAAGAACGGUGUAA